UGCGCUCCAUUCUCAAGUGGGAUUUGAGUUGUACUGUGGUCAAAUUAUGAUAACUCUAUGGUUCUACCAGGGUGUAAUGUAAUUGUUUAGAUAUGAUGGAUAUACUCAGUUGACAGGUAGUGUCAUAAGUGGUAGUUUAAGGAUAGUGAACAAGAUUUUUGCUAAGUGACAACGCCGACAGUUUCAAGAAGUCAACAACUCCUGUGUGGACGGAGCUUUCGGUGCUCAACAGACAACGUAGGACGGCAAAACAACAUGAACAAGAUUGUGGAGCUACUGCUUAUGCUGUGUCUUCUACCACUCCUCAGGAAUGUCGGCUGUGACGUGUUUGAGAGGCAGGCUUUGGCAGACAUAAGCCACUCACUGGAUGACUUGGAGGAAGUAGAAGAGAUGCUGGCAUGGAAAAGGGAAGAGCAAAUUCUACAGUCGACGCGUUUGCCAAACAACGUCAUACCUCUCCACUACGACUUGCGACUGGAAGUGGAUCUGCAGGAGUUUGUCGUGCUCGGCCGCGUGACCGUCACCGUGCGAUGCCAAGUCCCCACCUCCUACAUCCUGCUUCAUGCUUCGGACAAGUUGGAAAUCGUUGGAGGGGAUUCCCAACCAAUUUUGCAAGGGCAAGAUGGUGACGCCUCUCCCACCAUUAUUUCUUGGUCACUGCAUUCAGAAAACGACUUCCUAUUGCUGAAGCUAGACGGUGAACUCACCAAAGAUGGCGUCUACAACCUGAAGAUCCAUUUUAGGAAUGUCCUCAGUGACCAUCAGUUUGGGCUGUAUCGGUCCUCCUACAUCAACAAAAACAAGCAGAAAAGAUACCUGGUGACAACUCACUUCGAGCCGACAGGGGCGCGAAAGGCUUUUCCAUGUUUUGACGAACCUGCCCUGAAAGCCACGUUCAAAGUGACUCUCAUCCACCAAGCUGAGUACCAGGCAAUGUCAAACAUGCCGGUAGAACGUAGCGUCAAGAGAGAAGACGGCUGGGUCAAAGAUCAUUUCAUGACGUCACCCAAGAUGGCGACCUAUCUCUUCGCAUUUGUUGUGUCUGACCUUACGUCAGUGGGGCUCAAGACAAGGUCGGGGAUUGAGAUCAAUGUAUCAGCCCGACCAUCAGCCAUAGCGGAGGGAAAGGGAGCCUACUCUCUGGGCAUCUCCGAGAAGAUCCUCACUUAUUUUGGGGACUACCUGGGCGUCUCUUACCCUCUACCAAAAUUAGAUCUUGCUGCGAUUCCCGACUUCCCCAUGGGAGGGAUGGAGAACUGGGGUCUCAUCAUGUUCGAGGAGACAGCUCUGCUGUACGACGCCGAGGCUCCGUCCGCAAAGGCUAAACAAAAAGUCUCUCACGUGGUAUCACAUGAGCUGGCACAUAUGUGGUUUGGUGACCUGGUGACCAUGAAGUGGUGGGAUGGAAUCUGGCUGAACGAGGGAAUUACGUCCUACUUUGAAAGGCUCGGAGCGGAUUUUGCUGAACCAGACUUGAAAGUGCUGGACCUGCUUACAUGUGAAGUGAGGGCAGCCAUGGAAAAGGACUCUCUGGCUUCCUCACGUCCUGUCUACCAACCGGUCCACCGAACGAGCGAAAUUGGAGAACUUUUCGAUGACAUCACAUACUUGAAGGGAGCAUCACUGAUGAGAAUGCUGCACCAUUCUGUUGGAGAGAACAUCUUCAGGAAAGCCUUCCAGAACUACCUGCAAAACAAUGCGUACAGUAGUACCAUCCAAGAACAGCUGUGGGAGGAGUUCACACAGGCUUUGGCUCAAGAUGGGCAGUCGGAUCUCAAUGUGAAGUCCAUGAUGGACACAUGGACUCUCCAGAUGGGGUAUCCGGUUGUAACCUUCACCAGAGACUACAGCAGUGGCAAGAUGGACGUAACUCAGCAACACUUUCUUAAAGAUGCUUCUGCUAGCAGCAACGUGCCAGACUCAAAGUUUGGAGGUCAACGCUUUUCUCAUUAUCUAGAUACCAAGGUCAUUGAUCUGGAGGGAGCGGGCACAGAAGAUUGGAUUCUGGGAAACGUGGAGCAAGUCGGGUUUUACAGAGUGAACUACGACACCAAGAACUGGAGACUUCUCAUCAACCAUCUCAGGAGCGAUCGAUUCCAGGACAUACCUGCAGUCAACCGGGGGACACUUGUGGAUGAUGCCCUAAACCUAGCCAGUGCGUCUAUGCUGGACAUCACCGUUGCUCUUGACCUAUCACAGUACCUGGUUCGAGAACGGUCGCACGUGGCAUGGGAGUUGGCAAAGUCAGCUCUGGGCUACAUAAGCGAUAUACUCAGCUCUGGAACGGACGUUUACAAGAAAUGGCAGGACUACAUGGUUCACCUCAUCACCCUGUUCUACAAUGAUGUCAGCUGGACUGAUGAGGAACUCACCUUUCAAGAGGAGAUGGGACAAGUGGUAGCGGUGGACAUUGCCUGUGAGAACGGCCAGCACGACUGUGUAGCACGAGCCAAGGCUCUCUUCGCACGCUGGAUGGACACUAACGACAACAGCCACAUACCAGAGAGACUGAAGAAGACUGUCUACUGCACGGCUAUAGAAUAUGGCGGUAAGGCGCAGUGGGAGUUUGGCUGGCAGCGUUACCAGCAGGGUGACACUACUGAGCAACUCUACCUGCUCUCAGCACUGGCCUGCACAAAGGACAUGGACAUACUGAAAAUGUAUUUAGAGAAAAGCAAGGACAAGAGCCAAAUUCGUCAGCAGUACGCGGCUGAUGUCAUCCAGGGAAUUGCAGACAAAAAAGCAGGAAAAUCUGUCGCCUGGGAAUUCUUUGUCGACAACUGGGAGGACUUCUACUUCAAGAGCUUCAAUGAGAACGGGGCAUUGCCCUCUAUAGUGGAAAAGAUUCCCCAGCACUUUUGCACUGACAAGGACCUUGAAAACCUGCUGUUGUUCACCAAGGACCGUGACUUGGGAACCGCCGCCCGCACCUUCCAACAGGCAGUGGAGUCAACACAAGCAAACAUAAGAUGGAGACAGAACAACCUGGACAAGGUGCAGAAAUGGCUGGAGGAGAAAACACUUAGUACUUAAUCACAGCUUGAGUUCCCCAUUCUCGAUCCUUUGCCAAUGAUUAAAUUCUCUGUAAACCAUUCCCACCUAAAAGUGGGCU
This is a messenger RNA of Branchiostoma floridae (Florida lancelet), 3112 nucleotides long. RefSeq names its product aminopeptidase N-like. The record is from RefSeq and is a predicted model, not a curated record. Gene Ontology annotation, biological process: peptide catabolic process; proteolysis. The transcript has 24 exons. Bases 256 to 3033 code for a protein of 925 amino acids. Gene Ontology annotation, cellular component: cytoplasm. Lineage: Eukaryota; Metazoa; Chordata; Leptocardii; Amphioxiformes; Branchiostomatidae. Gene Ontology annotation, molecular function: peptide binding; zinc ion binding; metalloaminopeptidase activity.